Molecule: messenger RNA, 1930 nt
Organism: Cephus cinctus (wheat stem sawfly)
Lineage: Eukaryota; Metazoa; Arthropoda; Insecta; Hymenoptera; Cephidae
Product: DDB1- and CUL4-associated factor 13
Exons: 7
Coding region: 201-1538 (445 amino acids)
Biological process (GO): maturation of SSU-rRNA from tricistronic rRNA transcript (SSU-rRNA, 5.8S rRNA, LSU-rRNA)
Cellular component (GO): small-subunit processome; nucleolus
Molecular function (GO): protein binding
Source: RefSeq, a predicted model, not a curated record
CAUCUCUGGGUUGUGGUACGAAGGAUCCUAUCUGGUUUAUAUUGCUUUCUGGUUAUUUGACAUUUAAGGUGUAUUUCAGAACACUGUUUUGAUAUUACAGUAUUUGAAGGUGCAACACGUGUGUGGUUAGUGAAAAUUCCUCUGAUUUAAAAAUGAUUUAAUAUUUGCACACUGAAUAGUUAAUUGAAAUCAUUGAAGAAAUGAAGGUCAAAGUAUUAACAAGAAAUCCUGAUGAAUAUUUGAGGGAAACUAAACGAGACAUACACAAAGUUCCCAGAAAUUAUGACCCUCUACUACAUCCUUUUGAAGCUCCAAGGGAAUAUACAAGAGCACUAAAUGCAGUCAAAUUGGAAAGAGUAUUUGCCAAACCAUUCAUAGGAAAUUUAGAUGGUCAUAGGGAUAGUGUCUCGUGUAUUUGUAAGCAUCCAGCACGGUUAUCUGUUCUUCUUAGCGGUGCUUAUGAUGGAGAACUGAAAAUUUGGGACUUGCCACAAAGAAUAUGUGAGCGAUCCUUUUUGGCUCAUGAUGGCAUCGUUAGAGGUAUAGCCUUUACUGCAAAUGCAGAACAUUUCAUUACUGUUGGUGAUGAUAAAACCAUUAAAACAUGGAAAACAGAAAAACCAUCUUUUGGCGAAGAAGAGGAACCAAUUAAAACUAUCGUUAGUAAAACUAUUAUAACAGGAAUAUCACACCAUAGAAAACGACACUUAUUUGCUACAUGUGGAGAAGUAUGUCAACUUUGGGAAGAAACACGGAAUGAGCCAAUACGCACAUUUAAAUGGGGUGUUGACAGUCUACAUGAUGUCAAGUAUAACCCUGUUCAAUCAAAUUUACUAGCUGCGUGUGCAAGUGAUCGUAGCAUUAUUUUAUAUGAUACAAGAGAGACUGGGCCCUUACGGAAAGUCAUAAUGAAGUUACGUACUAAUAAACUGUCCUGGAAUCCCAUGGAAGCAUUUUCUUUCACUUGCGCAAAUGAAGAUUAUAAUUUAUACACCUUUGAUACGCGAAAACUAAAAACUCCAGUAAACGUACAUAUGGAUCACGUCGGGGCAGUAACAGACGUAGAUUAUGCACCAACUGGCAAAGAAUUUGUGGCUGGAAGUUAUGAUAAAUCAAUUCGCAUUUAUGAAGUUGGUAAGGGUCACUCACGUGAAGUGUAUCACACCAAACGAAUGCAAAGACUAACGAGUGUCGCUUGGUCACUGGAUAACAAAUACAUUAUUAGCGGUAGCGACGAAAUGAAUAUACGUGUUUGGAAGGCGCGGGCUUCAGAAAAAUUGGGUGUGCUCAAACCAAGAGAAAGGAUAGCUUUGAACUACAGUGAAGCUCUAAAAGAAAAGUUUGCCAGUCACCCGCAGGUACGCCGUAUCGCACGUCACAGACAAGUGCCAAAACACAUUUAUAAUGCACAAGCCGAAUUGCGUACAAUUCGUGACAAACAGAAACGGAAGGAGUCUAAUAGACGCGCGCACUCUAAGAAGGGUGCGAUACCAUUUGUAUCUGAACGUGAAAGACAUGUUGUUCGAGAAGACGAAUAAAAUAUUGUAUAAGAAACAUAAAUUUUCUAAUAAACCGGCUAUUGUGUGUAUAAUAACAAUUUUUAACAAAUACAAUUCCACUCGACAAAAGAACAACAUACAAUGGCAUUCGCAUUCGAUGAGUUAUCUUCAAAGUUACACAUGUGAAACUACACCAUAUGUCAAGUCCGUUGUAUUUCUUUAGGUAUUUACAGAAUUAUACAACACCCACUUUUCUAGGUAGCCUCAUAUAUUUCACCGUAGAGGAAUUGUUACAAAAUGGGUUAACCAUAAUAGGAUAAGAAGGUACUUCAUAACACUAACAAUCUACAUUUGUAUACAGAAACUAUGGGUUUCGUAGUAAUUCUCAUAUGAUAGAAUAAAGUGCAGACAGAAUUAUUUGUAAUAAAUAA